AUUGUGCUACGGUCUAUCCUCCCCCCUGCUGCUGCUGGGUUUGCAAUUGCCGCUUGCUCCAGCUGAGCUAAGAGUAGCUGCAGCAACCGGUCAGGGACAGUCCCCGGCCCUUGGACUUAGAACCUUGCAACACCUUCCCUUGCCUGCGUGACUCCUUUGCACUUCACUGCUGUUUAUGUCCGGGGUGGGGAGAAAAAUCCCAAACCAGCUGUGUAAAUGAGUAUGGAAGAUUAUGAUUUCCUCUUUAAAAUUGUGUUAAUUGGCAACGCCGGUGUGGGGAAGACUUGCCUAGUCCGACGGUUCACUCAGGGUCUUUUCCCCCCAGGUCAAGGAGCCACAAUUGGAGUUGAUUUUAUGAUUAAAACAGUGGAGAUUAAUGGUGAAAAAGUCAAGCUUCAAAUCUGGGACACAGCAGGACAAGAGAGAUUUCGGUCCAUCACCCAGAGUUAUUACCGAAGCGCCAAUGCCUUGAUCCUUACUUAUGACAUAACCUGUGAGGAGUCCUUCCGGUGUCUUCCUGAGUGGCUACGGGAGAUAGAACAGUAUGCCAGCAACAAGGUCAUCACAGUGCUAGUGGGUAACAAGAUAGACCUGGCUGAAAGGAGAGAGGUCUCCCAGCAGAGAGCAGAAGAAUUCUCUGAAGCUCAAGACAUGUACUAUCUGGAAACAUCAGCCAAGGAGUCAGACAACGUGGAGAAACUCUUCCUUGACUUAGCGUGCCGCCUUAUCAGUGAAGCGAGGCAGAACACACUUGUGAACAAUGUCUCCUCACCCUUACCUGGGGAAGGGAAAAGCAUCAGCUACUUGACUUGUUGUAAUUUCAACUGAAGGCUUAUGAGGCCAGGGAAAGCAAAAGGAGUCAGCCUCAGUGGACCUUGAAUUGCUGGGGGGAUUGGCAAUGACCAUGGCUCCUGCUCCCAGCCCUACCAACUCUGGUGGACCCCUGAGCUCACAGUGCCUGGCAGCCCGGGGCCUUGCCCAUAGGCCAGCAUUAGUGGAGCAAGUCCUGGUUUCACCCUUCCACAGUCAUUGCAAGGAGAGCACUGGACUCAGCACUCCACGACCUGCAGAGCAUGUGGCUUUUGGUUUUUGUGCAAAAAGCAAGUAAAAGCGCAUUCCUGAACUCAGUCAGGGGCAUUGUCCCCUAAGGCUCCCUCCUACGCAUCAGAGGUGCAUGUAGGGGCUGUUCAAGAGGACUUCAGGGGCCUGGUUUUCUUGUCUCCUGAAUAAACCCGAACUGGGAAGGUCAAGUACUGUUUCAGUAGUGCGUGUUGACAACGCCAAGGAGAUUUUCAUAAGUGUUACUUCUCUUGUCCACAGGCACUUUCAAAGACUGGGGGAUGUGAAAAUGAAACCUUUACUCAUGACCGACAGUAACAAUCAUCAUUUUAAUACCAUAUACAAGCUCCAUGACUCUUUUUGGUGCUAACAAUUCUCCUCUUUCACUUGACCAAACAUUUAAGUACAUCCAUACCCUGAAAUGUAUUACAUAGAAAUAAAAAAGAUGAGGGAAGUUCAUCAGUCAGCACUCUCUCUCCAAGUCUCAUGACUCCUUUCUCUAGGAUGGAUUUAUUGGAUAAGAGAACUUUUCCUUUCAUAUUCCCUUCUAAAUAUCUGCCACUUUCUUCAAUUCUAUUGUUUUUCCUGCCCUCUAAGUAAAUGAAAAUGACAAGGAAAAAAAAAAAAGUUGAUGCUAUUCUAAUAGAAAUGAUUAGCACUAAGAUAUUGUGAGAAAACAGACCCAAUCUGACCAAAAUACUGUGGAUUCGUGAACUAUGUGUUGAGUACAAUUCCUUGGUUUACCUCCUCUACUAUUUGUCCAUCUUGGACAGACCAAGGCUUAGGGUUUUGUAGACGUUUUUAGUAUGACAAGUGAGAAUACAACAGAUGAAAAUCUCAUUGACCAUUUUUGUAUCUUUAGUGAUACUCUUAGGAAAACUGCCUAUGGAAGCAGGUUGAGCUGUCAUUUGUCGCCUUCUUGUCGUGAUGCGUGCGACUCUCACACUCAUGAUCUGUCACUCUCUCUCUCUCUCCAGACCUCACCCUUCUUUUUUUUCCUUUCCUCUUGCCCUUCCUUCUGUCUGUCCUUCACUCCCUCCCUUAUAUGCAUGUGUUAUGGCAAAUCUCCAGUUCUCGUGGAGGAGGUAUAUUUGGAAACAAGAGUAAAAAUGGAUGGAGUGCUGCCGAAUGUGUUACCCUAUCUUCAGUGCCAUAAUUUGAUACCUUCCAAUUUGUUUACUGAUAUAAAUGCAAAUUCAGAAAAUAAUUAAACCUAUAUGCUAUUGA
Erinaceus europaeus (western European hedgehog) is the source of this 2286-nucleotide messenger RNA. It is a transcript of the gene RAB30, whose product is annotated as RAB30, member RAS oncogene family. NCBI's taxonomy places the organism in Eukaryota, Metazoa, Chordata, Mammalia, Eulipotyphla, Erinaceidae. The transcript is spliced from 5 exons. Gene Ontology annotation, biological process: Rab protein signal transduction. Bases 217 to 828 code for a protein of 203 amino acids. The record is from RefSeq and is a predicted model, not a curated record. Gene Ontology annotation, molecular function: GTPase activity; GTP binding. Gene Ontology annotation, cellular component: trans-Golgi network.